AUGGAGAAGAACAUCAACAAAGGUGUCUUUGGUGCAUCUCAAAGGGGCCCUCAGAAGAGCUGUGAUAUAGGACAUUUCAGAAUCUGGGCGCCCAAGGUCAAAAGUGACCGGAGAGGACCCCAUAAGUCUCGGAUGAGCGAGACGGGGCUGCGGUUAGAGGAACGGCCUCUGAGGAGCCUGGUGGAGGGAGAGUUGUGUCUUCAGACACGCUUGAAGAAGAUGGAGGUCCUUCAGAGGUGGAUGCUACAUGUCGCCAUCGCGGUGGUGGACCUUCUGCAGGAGCUCACGGACAUCGACACCCUGCACGAGAGUGAGGAAGGGGCAGGGGUCCUCAUAGACGCCUUGGUGGACGGGCAGGUGGUUGCAUUGUUGGUGCAGAAUCUGGAGCGUCUGGAUGAAAGCGUCAAGGAAGAGGCGGACGGCGUCCAUAAUACUCUGGCUAUCAUUGAGAACAUGGCGGAGUUUCGGCCGGAGGUGUGUGCGGAUGCCGCCCAGCAGGGCCUCAUGCAGUGGCUUCUUAAGAGGCUGAAGCCCACGGAUGAAAGCUGUUUUUUAAACCUCUUUGUCCGGCUGGCCGUGCUUUUGUGCCGUCUUCCCGAUGGCCAAAACAACCGGGAGAUGCUGGGGGAGCUGGAUGGGAUCGACGUCCUGCUUCAGCAGUUGUCGGUGUUCAAGCGGCACAACCCGGGCCCCGCCGAGGAGGAGGAGAUGAUGGAGAACCUCUUCGACUCGCUUUGCUCUUCGCUGAUGCUCAGCUCCAACCGGGAUCGCUUCCUGAAGGGCGAAGGGCUGCAGCUGAUGAACCUCAUGCUCAGGUGA
Molecule: messenger RNA, 819 nt
Organism: Notechis scutatus (mainland tiger snake)
Lineage: Eukaryota; Metazoa; Chordata; Lepidosauria; Squamata; Elapidae
Source: RefSeq, a predicted model, not a curated record